Messenger RNA from Galdieria sulphuraria, 1100 nucleotides. Its product is annotated as mitochondrial carrier (BOU / S-adenosylmethionine carrier). The transcript is spliced from 4 exons. The record is from RefSeq and is a predicted model, not a curated record. Gene Ontology annotation, biological process: transmembrane transport. Gene Ontology annotation, molecular function: S-adenosyl-L-methionine transmembrane transporter activity. Lineage: Eukaryota; Rhodophyta; Bangiophyceae; Galdieriales; Galdieriaceae. Gene Ontology annotation, cellular component: mitochondrial inner membrane. The coding region runs from base 72 to 971 and encodes 299 amino acids.
UCUCAAGUCUAUACCUUCUUUCAUUUUGGAUAUCGAUCCAUUUGAAAACUGUCAAUGCAGUCGACCCUCACAUGGCAACUCUAUCGAAAGCAACUCAAACCAGCAAACCAAAUACCACUAUGCCAUUUUUCAAAGUUUCGGAGAAUUUUCUGUCUUCUGCUUUGGCAACCAUGAUCACAAAAGCCAUUCUACAACCUGUCGAUACUUGCAAAACGAGAGCUCAAAGCUCAAGAAAUUUAGGAUUUAAAGUUCGCUUUGUGGAUAUUUUAGUGGACGCUUUGAAGAAAGAAAAGCCAAUUGCACUGUUUCGUGGUUUACCCGCUGCUUGGUUAGGCUCCAUACCUGCUCAGUCACUUUAUAUAAGUACUUAUGAGAGUUGCAAAUAUUUAUUCUUAGAAAAGACACACUUGUUACCAAAAAACGUGGGAAUUGCGUUAUCUGCUGCUAUAGGUGAUUUGGUUGCAGGUUUCAUAAGAGUACCUCCUGAAACUAUAAAACAAAGACUACAAACAGGAUUAGAUCUUUCAACCGGCAAAGCAAUAAGACGUAUCUAUCAAACUCAAGGUUUGAAAGGUUUCUAUCGUGGAUAUCUUGCUCAAGUCAGUCGCGAUGUUCCCUAUGCCAUUCUUUUAUUCUUAACUUAUGAAAAUGCAAAACUUUUAUUUUCAGAAAAAAGACAAAUGAGAGUGCGUGACAACUUCUUUCGCGGGGCAUUGGCUGGAGGUGUUGCAUCGUUUCUAACAACUCCGUUGGAUGUUAUGAAAACUCGAAUUAUGACGCACUCUGGUGAUGUUGGUAUAUCUUCCUAUCGUUUUUGGUUAGGCACUGUUCAUAGUCUAUUAAGAGAAGAAGGAUGGAGGAGUUUAUGGCGAGGUGCUGGACCACGUGUUUCUUACAAGAUAUGUUCUUCGGCCUUGUUUUUUGUAUCUUUUGAGUUUUUGCGUUCGACACUUUAUCGCAAUUACAAAUAAGGAUUGUCAUUUUUGGAAGAGGAUGUCGACACAAGUGGAAGACUUUUAUCGUGUGAAGAGAGUCAAAUAUAAAGAUAGAAAUACGGCUAUUUGUUUACAAAACCAAAACGGUCCUUGUCCCUUGUUAGC